GCUGCUGGGGGUGUUUAUAAAAAGAAAAGCAUUCCCUUCCCGGCUCUCACUGUCAACAACCUCCCAUGCCGAAGACACACUCAGCACAACUGAGAGAGUGGGGAAGCAGUUUGAGACCUAGCAUCAUUUAAACCUCCUACACAGGGAAAGAAGAAGAGAAAAAUGAAGACAGGACAUUUUGAAAUGAUCACCAUGCUGCUGUCAGCUAUGAUUUUAAUGGAUAUUUUCCAGGUGAAGGCUAAUACAUUAGACAUGGCAGAUAAUGCAUUUGAUGAUGAAUACCAGAAAUGUUCUGAUAGGAUGGAAAUCAAGUAUAUUCCGCAACUGCUCAAGGAAGAGAAAGCAAGCCAUCAGCUUUUGGAAGAUGUGUGGGAAAAUGCAAAAGCCAAAUGGGAAGCUCGGAAGACUCAGCUGUUUCUCCCCAUGAGUUUUAAGGAUAACCAUGGAAUAGCCUUGACGGCUUUUAUUAAUGAAGCUCAAGAGCAAACUCCCUUUUACCAGCUGUUCAACGAAGCUGUGAAGGUGGCCGGCCAGUCUCGAAAAGAUUACAUCUACGGCUUCCAGUUCAAAGCUUUGCAUUUUUACCUGACGAAAGCCCUGCAGUUGCUGAGAAGACCUUGCGAGGACAGCUACAAGAAUGUGGUGUACAGCACGAGCCAGGCCCCUUCGUUUACCGGUGGAGGGCUAAACCAAGCCAGGUUUGGCCACUUCACCUUGGCAUAUUCAGCCAAACCUCAGGCUGCAGAUGACCAGCACGUUCUGCUAACCAUUCGCUCCUGCUUUGGAGUUGCCAUUGAAAAAUUUUUUGAUAAAGAAAGUACAAGUGAAAGAAUUGUUUUAAUACCCCUGAAUGAGGUUUUUCAUGUGUCACAGGAUGGGGCUGGCAACAACCUUAUCCUUCUCAGCACAAACAAGACCUGCAGCCACUACGAGUGUGCGUUUCUCGGAGGACUAAAAACUGCAAACUGUGUUGAGAACAUGGACUAUUUCCAACCCAUCCAUGUCUCCAGCCCUGGUGAUAAAAACCAGAAGCUUGAAGACCCUGGAGUGAAAAGCCAGGAGUCCCCAGUCUUACCUGGUAUGAAGAGCCAUGAGCCCAUCCAAAUACCUGGAAUGAAAAUUCCAGAACCUUUCCCAUUACCUGAAUAUAAAAGUCAAGAAGAUAUCAACAGUCUGACUCCAGCUCCAGCUCCAGCUCCGGCUGCAGUUCCAGUUCCUAGUCCCAAAACUCAUCCCUCUGCAUCCUCUGGCAAAAUGCUCCUUCCACUGUUUGAGACAUUUGUUAUUUUAAUCAGUGCUUCUACUAUAAAUCUCUUCGUUGCUCUGUAGUCUGAUACCUUGACAGUUGAAGUACAUUACAUGGAUCCCACAGGAAAUAAUCAAAAGAACUGUUAUAUUUUUCACUUGUUGGCUAAAGUCAGUUGAUAAAAUGAGAACUGUGUAUGUUAUUUACUUUGAAAAUUCAGAAAGUCUAUCCAGUUAUGUUACAGAAUCAUUUUCACUUAUUUGUGUAUUAAUCUUACAACUGCAAAAACUCUAUUUCUGAUUGAAUUCAAUAAAAGACUUUAAGAUUA
Molecule: messenger RNA, 1574 nt
Organism: Phyllostomus hastatus (greater spear-nosed bat)
Lineage: Eukaryota; Metazoa; Chordata; Mammalia; Chiroptera; Phyllostomidae
Gene: ART3
Product: ADP-ribosyltransferase 3 (inactive)
Exons: 11
Coding region: 163-1329 (388 amino acids)
Molecular function (GO): NAD+ poly-ADP-ribosyltransferase activity; NAD+-protein-arginine ADP-ribosyltransferase activity
Source: RefSeq, a predicted model, not a curated record